Messenger RNA from Trifolium pratense (red clover), 1084 nucleotides. RefSeq names its product nifU-like protein 3, chloroplastic. The coding region runs from base 264 to 992 and encodes 242 amino acids. The transcript has 4 exons. Gene Ontology annotation, cellular component: mitochondrion; chloroplast stroma. Gene Ontology annotation, molecular function: iron ion binding; iron-sulfur cluster binding. NCBI's taxonomy places the organism in Eukaryota, Viridiplantae, Streptophyta, Magnoliopsida, Fabales, Fabaceae. Gene Ontology annotation, biological process: iron-sulfur cluster assembly. The record is from RefSeq and is a predicted model, not a curated record.
AUCCACAAACUUAGGAACUCUUAUUUUAUUUUAUUUUAUCUCAUAACUCAUAAUCAAUGCCAGCCAAUCAAGAAAAAUACUUUCUAUCUUAAAAAAAAAAAAAACUUUCUAUCAUCUCCUAAAUAUCGCAAGAUUCACAACAAAACUUCUUCCAAAAAUUAACAACAAAGAUAGAAUAUUAUAUGUAACAAAAAAAUUUGUUUCACAACUGUUGUUGAUUCUUAUGUUAGCUUUGUUGAAUUGUUUGUACCAAUUACACUCAAAUGUUGGGUGGUUCACUCUCAACUCCAACAACUCAAUGUCUUAAGACAAGAACAACAACAAUUGCAAUGCUUUAUCCAUCUCAUAGAUUAUUGUCCACACAUUUUUGUCUCUUUAAGAAUCUUAUAUCAGGUACUAGAAGAUUUUCUUCAAAAGAGAGUUGUUUUCUCAGAGGGCAUCAAAUUAAUAUUAAGCAAUUUUUUGGGCUUAUCUCUCGUAGAGCUCCAAGAAACAAAGCAGGAUUUGUUGUCUCUCCAAGAUGUGUCCUGCCAUUGACAGAAGAGAAUGUGGAGAGGGUUUUGGAUGAGGUAAGGCCUGGUUUGAUGGCUGAUGGAGGGAAUGUGGCAUUGCAUGAGAUAGAUGGUCUUGUUGUUAUCCUCAAACUACAAGGAGCAUGUGGAUCAUGUCCUAGUUCAACCAUGACAUUAAAAAUGGGGAUUGAAACUCGCCUUCGCGAUAAGAUUCCAGAGAUCUUGGAAGUAGAGCAGAUACUAGAUACUGAGACCGGUCUUGAGUUAAAUGAAGAAAAUGUUGAAAGUAUUCUUUCAGAAAUUAGACCAUAUCUUAUUGGCACAGGAGGAGGAACAUUAGAGCUUGUUGAGAUUAACGAUUACAUUGUUCAAGUUCGGUUAAGUGGACCAGCAGCAGGAGUUAUGACGGUUCGUGUUGCCUUAACGCAGAAACUGAGAGACAAGAUACCUUCUAUUGCUGCAGUGCAGUUAAUAGAAUGAUGUAACAUAUUAGUUCUUUAUGUUUUGAAUUUGUCUGUUAAAAGAUGAAAUAUACAAAUCAAUACAAAGAUAUAAUUUUCUGCUGAGACAAA